Molecule: messenger RNA, 786 nt
Organism: Dichotomopilus funicola
Lineage: Eukaryota; Fungi; Ascomycota; Sordariomycetes; Sordariales; Chaetomiaceae
Product: ubiquinone biosynthesis protein COQ7-domain-containing protein
Exons: 1
Coding region: 1-786 (261 amino acids)
Biological process (GO): ubiquinone biosynthetic process
Cellular component (GO): mitochondrial inner membrane
Molecular function (GO): 3-demethoxyubiquinol 3-hydroxylase activity
Source: RefSeq, a predicted model, not a curated record
AUGGCCUCACUCAACGCAAUGCGGCAGCCUCUGCGCCGCUGCACCUGCAGCAUCCUCUCGUCCGCUCCUCGCCAGCCAUACCACCUCCAAUUGCGACCAUCACAAGCACAACCAGCACAAGCCCGCCUUCUCUCGUCCACGACACCCUCGAACAACUCAGACCCAACCCCAAAUACAGACUCCUCCCCACGCCCCAGCAACAAAAACAAAAAACCCCUCACCCCCUCCCAAUCCGCCUUCCUCUCCUCCGCCCUGCGCGUCAACCAAGCCGGCGAGCUAGCCGCAACCCUAAUCUACACCUCCCAAACGCCCCCCCUCGUCAACCGCGACCCCCACCUCCGCCCCCUCAUGCGCCACAUGUACGAGCAAGAAGCCGGCCACCUGCAAACCUUCAACUCCCUCCUCACACGUCACCGCGUCCGUCCCACAGCACUCUACCCCCUCUGGUCGGCGAUGGCCACAGGCCUGGGUUGGGCAACAGGGGUGAUGGGCCGCGAAGCAGCGAUGGCGUGUACGGAGGCGGUGGAGACGGAGAUUGGGGGGCAUUAUAAUGCGCAGAUUCGGGUGUUGUUGGAGAUGGUGAGUGGGUGGGAGGAGGAAGGGUAUGAGGUGGGGGAGGAGUUUGGGGAGUUGUUGGGGACGUUGAGGAGGAUACGGGAUGAGGAGUUGGAGCAUUUGGAUCAGGCGGUGGAACAUGAUGCUAAGAAGGCGGAGCCGUAUGGGUUGUUGACGGGGGUUAUUAGGGCCGGGUGUAGGGGUGCGAUUUGGAUUAGUGAGAGGGUGUAG